AUGGAAAUGGAUAAGUUGUUCACACUGAGUUUGAGAAAGGGGAGAAUGGGGAGAGAGGAAGAUAUUAAAAAGAGUAAAAAGGCCAUUUUUUAAGAGGUUUGAAAUCAAAAAUGAUGAAAUGAGAGAUUUUGAGAGGGAGAAGGAAGAAAAGCAGAAAUGAAGGACUAGACGAAAUGGCUUGUUGUUAACUGGCAGUCUUAAAGAAUUUAGAGAUAAACAUCUUAGUUUGAAUUCUUCUUGCAACAAUGGUUUGAAUGAAGGAAGACUAAAAUAAAAGAAGGGCUACUAACUACGAUCAUACUCUUAAAAUACAAACUUAUUUUGGAAAUAAUGACUUCAAUGAUUAUCAGACAAGCAAAUAACAAUACUACUUUAAAUCGCUACUCCAGCUGAUUUGCAAAAGACACUUCCAAAAGCUCGAUCACAAAAGGACCAAAUUUCUCAGUUUCAUCCCUGACACAACUCAAAACACCAGUAAUCGCUUCUAAACCUAAAAUAUGUGAUAAAUAAAGUGAAAUUCAAUUUGAACCCAAAAGUUCGAGAAUGAAUUCGCAAAAGACCUACUAGAUCUUAUGAAAGGGCUGAAAGCCCUUCAUCUGAAGAAAUUUUUAAAAUUGCUCACCAAAACAGAGACAGAUUAGCCAGCAUGAUUUUCCACAAACAUAAGCCUGAAAUAGAAGUCCUGACCGAUUUUAACGCCUUCAAUCAGCUCUCAGCUGGGCUUGCCCAGCCAGAUAUAGAUUGGAUGCAUCAUAAGCGAGCCAAACUACUGAACAAUAUCUAUAACAAGAGAUAUUCAAAAAUACCACACCUCCCAGAUCCAAGGUCUCACGACAAGAUCUCCCAAUUCAUGUUUGAAAAGUUAGGAGGCUCAUUAUUCGAAGAAAAACGACUAAAAUAAGCAAAAAUUUACUCAUCCAGGUCAAAAUAUAAAUCCUGAAAAGACCAGGAGGAAGAUAAGACUUGUCCAGGACCGUAAGGAAUUGCUCGAAGAGUCCAAGCGGCACAGGAUUUUCCAAAAUAUGAAGAUCCGCCAGUACAAAUAACCAAAUGUUCAGGCACGAGACUAUCAAAAGUACAAGCCAAGUGUAUGUUUUGGAAGACCUGAAGUACAAUUUUUGAAAGUUGAUCGCUGAACGGUAUAUUGGGAAGAAGCAACAUUUUGAUACCAAGAAGAAGACACUAACAACUUUCUACAUGCUCUGCAAAGCUCUGGGCAAGCUAAAAUACAAGGCUAAGAAGGCAAGACUAAAAAUUGCCCGCAAACGGCUCAAGUCCUUCAUUGCCGCUCACGGCAAGCGAUGGCUUGCGAAGCGCAAGCUCAUAGCUGCAGAGCGGAUCAGAGGAUUUUUAGAGUUCAACUACAAUUAUGGCGAAACAUUUGACCUUAAGUGCCACAGAUACUUCAUGAAGGUAAUCAGGAUCCAGAGAAAUAUCAAGCUUUUCUUGUUCAGAAGAUUCAUAACAUAUGCUUCUAUGGACUGCCAAUGGACCAAAGCAGAGAAAACUCUGGUUAAAAGAAAAGAACUGAAAGUGAUGAAUAAGGCGAAAGCAGGUCAAAUAGUAUCGGUUCAUGUCAGGAAGAUUUAUUUUAGAAAAUAUAUGAAAUCUAAAAUCCAACAACGAGAGAUUUGCAAACCUAAAAAGAUGAACAGAGAUCUUGAAAUUGACAACAAAGAUAGCAAACUCAUGGAGCAAUUAAAAAGUCUAUAUGGGCUGGUGGAAAAUAAGCCCAAUCAUCGUCCUAGGGCUGUUGAUCAUAUCCUUGUGCCAUACCCAAUCAUGAAAGAGAUGGUACUCGAGGCGAUAGAGAACUGGGUAGAUAAAUAAUUUAGACAACUGGUUAAAAUCCUGAUAUAUCUUCAUAUUCCUUGUGUGAUAUGAUUUAUUCAAAUUUUAACCCUCCGAA
Messenger RNA from Moneuplotes crassus, 1909 nucleotides. Lineage: Eukaryota; Ciliophora; Spirotrichea; Euplotida; Euplotidae. The record is from the annotation of a GenBank genome assembly.